AGCACGCUUUUGUUCACUCAGAAGUCAGACAGACGGGUCUUUACAGAGGUGCCUUUCACGUUACUUACCAAAUGUGUUUAUAAAACGCUGACAGCAACGGGCUCGCCGUUCAACUCGAUACUUUUUUUUUUUCAACCUACAGCGCCAGUUUUGGGAGACUUAAAUGAGUUCCUGUUGUACUUUGGCCGUGUGAAGUUGUUCAAACAAGGGGACAGCAAGGUACCGUGAGUAAGUUCACAGCACUCCUGGAGGAGAGGGGAAGGAUUUUCCUUUGAACCAGUUCCCCGUCGGGUUUCUUGGAGUACUGCUGUCAUGUACAGUUAGUAGACAUUUUACAUGUUGUUUGACAGAAAGGAGAGAGUAAGCUUAUGCUACCCUUCAUCCUCCUCGCUGGAUAUCUAUGGAGAGGGUGUCCUGUAUGCUCUCACGCAGCUGUUGGGAGUUACUUGCGGCCGAGGCAACACCGUGAGUGUUGAAUUCACCGACCUGGAUAGCAGAAGACGACACACUUAACCUCAUUUGAAUGCCUUUGCAAGGAGUUUGCUGGUUUCUGUGCUGCAGGCAGGGCUUCAGUUUGCUCGGACGGGACUAUGGGGAGAAAGAGGAGGAAGAGUCUUUUGAAUUGCGCAAUAAGGAGGACUUGACUCCCAAUGGACGGAGUCCAACUGAGGUGACUGUUUCUCAACCAACUUGCACAGCCAAUGGAACAAAUGGGCACACUGUCUCAGAGGGGUCUGAAGAGAUGAAGAGCCUGAUUAUUGAGAAGAAUAAAAUGGGCCUGGAGGAAGAGCCUGAACUGCUGGUCAAAGGGUGGCUGUUGCGGGAGGUGCGAGGAAAUUGGAUCAAGCAGCGUCGGUACUGGUUUGUGCUGAGCCAGGACUCCCUGGACUACUACAGCGGACCAGAGAAAGGAGCCCGCAGACUGGGCACUCUGGUCCUCACUAACCUCUGCUCUGUCAUCUGGCCAGACAAGCAGACAUACAAGGAGACUGGUUAUUGGAGCAUCACAGUAUACGGGCGGAAGCACUGCUACAGGCUGUAUACUAAGCACUUCAACGAGGCAGUCCACUGGGCAUGUGCCAUCCAGAAGAUCAUUGAUACCAAAGCACCAGUGGAAACACCAACACAGCUCCUGAUUCGAGACAUAGAGGAGAAUAAGUUUCACCCUGAGGUAGUGGAGCACAUCUACCAGCACAAUCCCAUCCUGAAGUAUACCCAGGGUCCCUUGUACGCUCCUCUGCUGCCCUUCCCCUACGGCAGCCUGGAGCACACAUAUCACAGUGGGAAGGGUUACGGCUCGGUGCGUGAGGAGGCCGUGAAGCUCUUCAACUGCCUGCAGCAGCUGGAGUCGGCACGGGAGCCAAUUCCCAUCAUCCAGGGCGUGCUGCAGACAUGUUUGGAUCUUCGGCCCCUCCGCGACGAGGUCUACUGCCAGCUAGUGAAGCAGACAAGCUACACGCCCGCCCCGUACACUGCCGCACACCUCCGAUACUGGCAGCUUCUCACCUGCAUGAGCUGCACUUUCCUGCCUGGGGUCACUGUGCUCAAGUACCUGCGAUUCCACCUCAAGAGGAUCCAGAGCCAGAGCCCUGAAUCUGAGAUGGAUAACUAUGCGUCAUUCAUCAGCGAGGCUCUGGAGAAGACCAAGUGUCGGGAGUGUGUGCCAUCCUGGGAGGAGAUCCAGAUGCUGAUGAGCCGACAGGAGAUGCUGUGCACUGUGCACUAUCCUGGCCCCGGAUCUUGCCAGCUCUACAUCAGCUCACACACCACUGCCAAUGAGGUGGUUCGAAGGAUGCAGGAAAAACUCAGCCUGCAAGACAGCAAAAACACGUUUUCACUGUUCGAGCAGAAUGCACUGUGGGAGCAGCCGGUUGCAGGCAGCGCUCUGAUCGCAGACAUCCUGACCAGCUUUUCCACCAAAGAGUCUGAGUCUAAAACCCAGUGGAAGCUGUGUUUUAAGCUUUACUGCCUGUUGGAUGCUGACAGCAUAUCUGUGGACAGCAUUGAAUAUCUCCUCCUCUUUGAGCAGUGCCACGAGAUGGUGGUACGUGGCCAGCUGCCAGCCUCAGAAGAGGACCUGCAGGCCUUAGCUUCCCUGAGGCUUCAAUGUCUGAUGGGUGACUUCACCACACAUGCCCCCUGCCCGCCUCUGGACGAGCUUUUCCCAGGUCACAUGCUAGAAGCUCGAGUCCUCAUGUCCCUCUCUGCAAACCAAGCCUUGCCUCCUUGUCAGGUGGCGGCUCAGGACUGUCCCGCGACGCAGCGCUUCCCCUCAGGACUCCUGACAGGGACGCUGUGGAGCCACACAGCCACAGCAGCGCACAAGCAGAAGGUGGAGCAGGACCUGCGUCUGCGCAGCCGGCUGAAGGAGGAGGCGUCGGCUGUCAUGGGAUCCAUCUUGGAGCGUUGGAAAGGUCUGGCCGGAUACAGCCGCAGGGACAGUAUGGCUGCCUACCUCACAAUUGCACGCCAGUGGUCGGGCUUUGGAUGCACUCUUUAUGAAGUGGACUUUUAUAUUAGUUCAACAGGAAAUUUUUCCCAGAAGUUGUGGUUGGGUGUAGCUGCUACAUCCGUGUCUCUCUAUCGGCAGGGAGAGGCAGAGGCCCUGGAGUGUUUCCCUUAUGGACAGAUCUGUUCCUACGGCGUAUCUGAUAGCAAUACCUUCAAGAUCACAGCUGGGGAUCGGGAUCUGCUGUUUGAAACCACCAAGCUGACUGAGAUCAUGCAGCUGAUGAAUGCGUAUUUCAGUGCCAUCCGUCGCCAGCGAGGGAAAGGGGAAGAUGCGGACAUCACCAUAGCAGAAAGCACAGAGGUGGGAUUCCAUCACCUGGCCUCCACACUGACACCAACUCUCCUGGAGCUGCCCUCGCACCCUGUUUGAGAGGGAAACCCAUUACCCGGACACCCCCACAACCCCCACCGUCCUCCUCCAUGUGGGCCCUAUGUGGCCCAACCCCAGUCCUCAGGACACCACGCCUCCUCCACUGGGAACGGCACGGCAGCCAAAACAAAGAGAGCGCUGUUUUCGCUCCCCAUCCGUGAAAAUAAACCCUUGCUGAGCUUUCCAGCUGAAGGAGCUGGCCGAUGGAGGAGGGAGGGGAGGUGGGAAGGGGACGGGAAGGCAAGGCAAGGGGUUCUGUUUUGCAAGUGAGGCCAGAAACCCACAGAAACCAAUGCGGUUGCUGAUGAGCUGUCACACACCCUCCACCCCAUCCUGUCACGCAACCACCUCUUGUUACCCUACAUGGCAACACCUCGCCACGCCACCACCGCCACCCCCCCCCUCCCCCCACCCCCGUCGACAAUGUGAGACGUUGGCAUGAGCCUUGCUACAUCAGGGAGAGAUAGCAUCAAAAGAGUUAGGACUUGUGGAAACAAUAAGCUGUGGUACUCCCCUCGUGAAGGUAUGGCUUAGAGUGAAAACACUACUCUCUCCUUUCUCUCUUUCUUUCGAAGUGUGCCAUAUUUAUAUUGCCUUUCCUAGAAGGCAGUCGUCCCUCAUGCACUGCUGGAAUAGUGUUGAGAACAUUCAGUGACACGCGCACGCACACACACAUUCACACACCCUCUCCUGUCUUCUGUCUUUUCCUCUCUCUCUUUCACCCACGCACACACUCACUCUCUCACGUGCCCUUAUGCUGACACGUUCAUCAGAGACGGUCAGUUUUCAUAAGGUCCCCGCCAGGCUUGCAUUACCUGGAACUGUUGAUGCAGUGAGCCAUGUGAACUUGGAACUGGAAACAGAUGUUGAACUCUGUGGCUAAGUCACUUUGGCUGCCAUGGCCAUAUAGACUCUUACCUAUGGGAUUAUGUGUGUGUGUGUGUGUGUGUGGGUGGGUGCGUGUAUGUAUGUGUGUGUAUGUUUGAUCAAGAAAAACCAUUUCCUGGAUGACAUUCAGGAUCUGAGCUAAUUGUGUUUCACAUAAACCAAAGGAUUUUGGAGCUGUUUCUUCAUUGUUUCCACCAAAUGCUCUCAUGCGUCCUUUGUUGUGCUGCUUGUCUUGGCUGUAAUCCUUGACACGAAACUUGGUUAACACUUGACUGAUUAGAUAAUUACGCUUAUGUCAGUUACUACCCUAAUGCAGCUCUACUCUGCUGAAAAUAACAGGUGCUUCUCUGUUGAUUGUUAUUUUCACAAUGUAUAUAUGUUUAAUGGGAGAAAUUAGAGUAAACAUAAACCCCCACAGUCAAAGAUGAUUUAAAGAGACACCAUAUUUUUUUUCCACGCACUUCCCCAUCUGUCCUGUUAUUUAAACAGAAACCCUUUUUUUAAAAUCAGGCCAUAGAUGCUUUUGUAGUAUUAUUUAUGCAAACGUUGCUAUUUUUUUUUGUACUGUUCUUUAUGUCUUAAAUGCAGACCCAGAUGUGUUUUGAUAAAAAGGUUAACCAGAAGCCAUAAAUGCUUUUGGUUCUGCUCCUUAAAGCAGUUCAGAUGUGUAAAUCCUGUGUAGCUCCUUCUUUGUGUUCACUGUUUGAGUAUUCUUGUGAAGCCAAAGUUUCGCCAAGUCAUGGGUUUGAGCAUGGACCAAAGAUGUGUUUUUUUUGUUGUUGUUUUUUUAAAUAAGCUUUUAUAAUAAGAAAUGAUCCCAAAGCAGACAGAUCCACCCACCCAACUUAUAUUUGACUGUUCUCACAUGUACUCAUUUUUCUUUUAAACUUGAAUGUCAGACAAAUAUGAAGACAUCCUGUUGUAUGCGUUGUACACCUUUUUUAUGUUAAAUGUAGUAGAUGAGGUUUUAGGAGACCAUAGAUUUGUAAAUAUAACUUUAGAGUACUGUCUGCUACACAACCCCAGGCAAUAACCAACCUCAAGACUUAAAUCCUCUCACCAUGAAAGGCCUUGACGAGUCAUUGCACAGUCAGUCCUGUCUCCUGCUCAGAAGCAGGUCUUUGCUUUUUCUACUGCAGCUGCAGGCAGCUCCGAGCUACACGUAUAAAAAGAAAAAAAAAAA
Messenger RNA from Larimichthys crocea (large yellow croaker), 4952 nucleotides. RefSeq names its product pleckstrin homology, MyTH4 and FERM domain containing H3 (gene plekhh3). The transcript has 13 exons. Gene Ontology annotation, cellular component: cytoskeleton. The coding region runs from base 524 to 2881 and encodes 785 amino acids. NCBI's taxonomy places the organism in Eukaryota, Metazoa, Chordata, Actinopteri, Sciaenidae. The record is from RefSeq and is a predicted model, not a curated record.